Molecule: messenger RNA, 4901 nt
Organism: Peromyscus eremicus (cactus mouse)
Lineage: Eukaryota; Metazoa; Chordata; Mammalia; Rodentia; Cricetidae
Gene: Rfx1
Product: regulatory factor X1
Exons: 23
Coding region: 588-3821 (1077 amino acids)
Biological process (GO): regulation of transcription by RNA polymerase II
Cellular component (GO): nucleus
Molecular function (GO): DNA-binding transcription factor activity, RNA polymerase II-specific; RNA polymerase II cis-regulatory region sequence-specific DNA binding
Source: RefSeq, a predicted model, not a curated record
CCCGGCCUCCGCCGCUGACGUCACAGAAGGGCAGCGCUGAGUCGCAGCGUUCCUUGGGGGUUAGGAGCGUGAGAGGCCAGAAAGUGGCCCAGCGAGAGGAAGUCUUGCGGUUCCCAUCGGGCUGCUUCCUCGCGCGAGUGACGGGCUUCGCUGCCUUCUAGGGUUCAGACUCCUCUGACGGACGUCCGAACCGAGGAAUCGGAGCUCCGACAAGUCCAGAGGGUGUUGAAAAGCAUGGACGAUCACCAAUAGCAUGCCGGAAGAGCCCGGCGCCGUCCAAUCGCCGCCCUGGAGCCCCGCCCCGGCGUGUGACGUAGUAGGGUGGGUAGCAACAGUUGCCCCGGUGAGGGAAACGGAGGCGCCAUAGCCACGGUAGUCGUGGCGACCAAGCAACCCAGCAACGCCAGUCAACAACAACAACCGCGGCCGCCCCCCGCCCCCACGCCCCCGGCCCGGCCUGGGGACCCCGGCGCGCGUGGUCCCCUCUGCACAGCGCCCACGCACCUCCUCAAAGCCUUCCGCGGACACAAGUGCGGAGAAGCCGAGGAAGAGGAAAACCGCCUUAUUUAUUAUCACUCACUGUUGGCAUGGCAACACAGUCCUAUGUUACUGAGCUACAGGCAGCCCCACAAGCAUCCCAGCCGCCACAAGCCCCACCCCAGGCCCUGCCCCAGCCACCACCCCCAACAGCACCCCAGCCUCCUGCUGCAGCGACCCCCCAGCCCCAGUAUGUCACCGAGCUGCAGAGCCCCCAGCCCCAGACGCAGCCUCCGGGCAGCCAGAAGCAGUAUGUGGCAGAGCUUCCGGCUGCCCCUGCACCCUCACAGCCUGCCACACCUGCCCCAUCCCCUGUGGCCCAGCAGUACAUCGUGGUCACCGUCUCAGAAGGUGCCAUGCGGGCUAGUGAGACUGUGUCAGAGGCCAGCCCCAGUUCCACAGCAAGCCAAACCGGUGUCCCCACCCAGGUGGUACAGCAGGUGCAGGGCAGCCAGCAGCGGCUGCUGGUCCAGGCAAGUGUGCAGGCCAAGCCAGGCCACGCAUCACCCCUGCAGCUUACAAACAUCCAGGUACCACAGCAGGCUAUCCCCACACAGCACCUGGUGGUGCAGAGUGCAGCGCCGGGCACAAAGGGUGGCCAGGUCUCCCUGACGGUGCACCCUGCCCCUGAGAGGUCGCCAGUGCAGGCCAACAACUCCACCAGCAAGACAGCUGGGGCUCCUGCAGGCACGGUACAGCAGCUACAGGUCCACAGCGUCCAGCAGAGUGUCCCUGUCAGCCAAGAGAGGUCGGUAGUCCAGGCCACUCCACAGACCAAAGCUGGCGCGGUGCAGCAGCUGACUGUGCAGGGACUGCAGCCAGUUCACGUUGCUCAAGAGAGCUCAGGCAGUCAGUUUCCCGCUAGGAAGGCAGAGCAGCAAGAACCCCGGCCCACGCCGCCACCGGAGCCGCCGCCCCGGCCUCCCGGGCCCGGGCCAGCGUGCUGCGGCGAGGCCUCGCAGCUAGGCAGCCCAGAGCAGCAGCCGCUCCAUUACGAGCCGGGCGUGGAGCAGUGGGUGGAGCUGGUGGGCGUGCUGCCCCCACACCUGCUCCUGCCGCAGCAGAGGGUAGUCUUCGAGCCACUGCCGGGGCUCUCGGCCCGAGCCAGCCCUGACCUGAGGGUCAGGAUCCACAGAAUUCCCCAGGUGCUAGUGUUCGGCACCGCCCUCAAAGUACAGCAGCUCCAGCAGGUGCCUGUCCCACAUGUGUACCCCAGCCAGGUGCAGUAUGUGGAGGGUGGCGAUGCCAGCUACGCAGCCAGCGCCAUCCGCUCUAGCACCUACCCCUACCCCGAGACGCCCAUCUACACACAGCCAGCAGGCACCAGCUACUAUGAGGCUCCAGGCACCGCGUCCCAGGUCAGCACACCGGCUACUUCCCAGACCGUGGCCAGCAGUGGCUCGGUGCCCAUGUAUGUGUCCGGCAGCCCGAUUGUCGCCAGCUCCUCCAGCAGUGAGGCCGGGGCCAGCAACAGCAGCGUGGGGGCAGGGGGCAGCGGGGGAGGUGGCAGCGGCGGCGGUGGCGGCGGCGGCGGCGGCGGCGGCGGCAGCAGCGGCGGCAGCAGUAGCAGUGGAGCAGGCACCUACGUGAUCCAAGGUGGCUACAUGCUAGGCAAUGCCAGCCAGUCUUACUCCCACACCACCCGUGCCUCACCAGCCACAGUCCAGUGGCUCCUAGACAAUUAUGAGACCGCCGAAGGCGUGAGCCUGCCGAGGAGCACCCUGUACUGCCACUACCUGCUGCACUGCCAAGAGCAGAAGCUGGAGCCCGUCAACGCCGCCUCUUUCGGCAAGCUCAUCCGCUCGGUGUUCAUGGGGCUACGCACACGCCGCCUGGGCACCAGGGGCAACUCUAAAUACCACUACUACGGCCUGCGAAUCAAAGCCAGCUCACCCCUGCUGCGGCUGAUGGAGGAUCAGCAGCACAUGGCCAUGCGAGGCCAGCCCUUCUCCCAGAAACAGAGGCUCAAGCCCAUCCAGAAGAUGGAGGGCGUGGCCAACGGUGUUGCCGUGGGGCAGCAGAGCACAGGGCUGUCAGACAUCAGCGCCCAGGUGCAGCAGUACCAGCAGUUCCUGGAUGCCUCCAGGAGUCUCCCUGAUUUUGUUGAGCUGGACCUCCAGGGCAAAGUGCUGCCUGAGGGUGUCGGCCCUGGGGACGUCAAGGCCUUCCAGGUCCUGUACCGGGAACACUGUGAGGCCAUUGUGGACGUCAUGGUAAAUCUCCAGUUCACACUGGUAGAAACACUGUGGAAGACCUUCUGGAGAUAUAACCUUAGCCAGCCUAACGAGGCACCACCGCUGGCUGUGCAUGACGAGGCAGAGAAGCGGCUGCCCAGGGCCAGUCUGGUGCUCCUCUCCAAGUUCCAGCCUGUGCUGCAGUGGACCAAGCGCUGUGACAAUGUGCUGUACCAGGGCCUGGUGGAGAUCCUCAUCCCUGACGUGCUGCGGCCCAUCCCCAGUGCCUUGACCCAAGCAAUCCGGAACUUUGCCAAGAGCCUAGAGAGCUGGCUCACCCAUGCCAUGGUGAACAUCCCUGAGGAGAUGCUGCGGGUGAAGGUGGCGGCGGCCGGCGCCUUCGCACAGACGCUGCGGCGCUAUACGUCACUCAACCACUUGGCACAGGCGGCGCGAGCCGUGCUGCAGAAUACCGCGCAGAUCAACCAGAUGCUGAGCGACCUCAACCGCGUGGACUUCGCAAAUGUGCAGGAGCAGGCCUCGUGGGUGUGCCGCUGCGAGGACCGGGUGGUGCAGCGUUUGGAGCAGGACUUCAAGGUGACGCUGCAGCAGCAGAACUCGCUGGAACAAUGGGCAGCCUGGCUGGACGGCGUUGUGAGCCAGGUGCUCAAGCCCUACCAGGGCAGUUCCGGCUUCCCCAAGGCGGCCAAGCUCUUCCUCCUCAAGUGGUCCUUCUACAGCUCCAUGGUCAUCCGGGACCUGACCCUGCGCAGCGCUGCCAGCUUCGGCUCCUUCCACCUCAUCCGGCUGCUCUAUGAUGAGUACAUGUACUAUCUGAUCGAGCACCGCGUGGCCCAGGCCAAGGGCGAGACCCCGAUCGCAGUCAUGGGAGAGUUUGCAAAUCUGGCCACCUCGCUGAAUCCCUUGGACCCUGACAAAGACGAGGAGGAAGAGGAGGAGGAGGAGAGCGAGGAUGAGCUGCCACAAGACAUCUCGCUGGCUGCGGGCAGCGAGUCCCCGGCUCUGGGCCCAGAAGCCCUAGAACCACCGGCGAAGCUGGCGCGGGCUGACACACGUGGCCUCUUUGUGCAGGCCCUGCCCUCCAGCUAAGCCCAAGACGUCCCUGCCCCCUCCGCCCACCCAACCUGCCGUUGCUGCCCCUCCAGGCCAGGGUCAGUCCCUCCAGGCCAGGGUCCGGUCCCUCAGCUUUUGUGGCUUCACUGUCACCCUUCCAGCCCACGACAGCUGGAGAGGGUCCCUGUGACAGGGAAGGCUAGGGGAGCCUCCCCUCACAUGGAGCCGGUACAAUCAUGGGCUGGGCUGGGCAGAGCUGAAGCUGCAAACCCUGACACAAAAGACGUGCCUUAAGGAGCCUGCCCAGGUGUCCCUCUCUCUCCUGCCCCAGCUCGAAGCCCUGUUCCCCCACUACCACCCCAGAGGGCAGCAGGCCGGCCCCUCCCCUGCGAACUGUUAACUUAUUCUGCUCUCUGGCUUUGCACAGCCUGCCUGGGCAGACCCAAGCCUGGGCAGGCGCAGGUGGGUGGCACCCGGGACCCCCACUGUCAGCAGCAGCAGCAGCCCCACUGCUCCCCUUUCUUGGUAUAAGUGCAAUUAAAGCUGUGGGUGUCGCACCUUCUCCAGAGCUGGGUUCUCCUGGCCCCGCAGCCCAGAGAGGGGCAUAUUGUGAAGGGCCCCCGGCCUCCAGCUUCCAAAGAGGAGCAUCCGGCUGGCUGCAGGGCCAGGUGCUCCAGACGUGAGGCCGUGCCCUGCGCCUUCCACCCUACUGGCUUGUGACCGAAACCUGCUCCCAGAGAUGCUUCUCCUCCGUGCCGUGCCCCGACCCCUGUAACUAUUGUGUGAUUAGUGAGUGCCGCUUGAGCGGAGUCAGUAACUUGUUGGUUUUUUUCCAACCAUCAUGGCCUUAUCCGUUCCCGUUUUCUCAGUGUCUUCAAUCUGUGAUAGAUGUUUAUGGAAAAAAAAAAAGGAAAUCCGGCCUAUUGUAUAGAAAUCACUAUUUUGUGUGCUCCGCGUGCUACAGCUUUGGGGUGGUCCUGCACACUCCCCAUGGGGUCUCCCUUCCCAGUGGUGAAAGUAUCCACGCGCGUGGUAGUUUAGUGUGCUGUUUUCUACCUUUUUGUAGUCUUUCUUAAAACAAUAAAUACUGCUGUGAUCUUUGUCUGUUGAUGAUUA